CGAUUUCUUCACAAAAAUACAUCGUGAAUGUGGCGUGUGUUGUUUGUAAUAUUGUGAGUCGUAAAUAAAAUGGACUGGAUGUGUUACUAAUAUUUCUUAUAAGUGUCCUUUAUGUGUGUAAAAACAUUAAUCUAACACGAACCUUUAUACAAAUAUCAAGAAAGUGACGAUAAAACUUGGUUUUGUUUAGUAUUUUGUCAUAUGUUGCACGCCUGCCUUGGGGUCUGGAAGAGGACAAAAAAUUUAUCACUAAUUCCGAUGCUAAAUUGAUAAUGCAAAAUAGAUACGGCCAGUCUUCCGGCACGUUAUUGCGCUUUUUCGUGACAAUGCGGUGCCUUAUGAAUGAAUCUAUUUUCUAAACUCGCGAUCUUCAUUCUUCAUAAUGGUUGUUAGAGCUGAAACUGAAUAAUAACAUAAUGAGUCACAAUCUGGCUGGAAUGCCGUCAUACAGGCUGCCAGGACCUGGACUGGGGCCUCCUGACUUCAAACCUCCAAUGGAUACUCCAACGCCGCCAGCUCCUGCGCCGAGUAACCCUAAAAAGCGAAGAAAAACAUCAAAUGCAAACAAUGCAUUGACACCACAGCCACCACCUACUGCACAAGACUUGCUGCCUCCUCCUCUUACUGGUUAUGGGGAUACAAUAGUCGCUUCCAACCCUUUUGAUGAUUCCCCAUCUACAGUUUCACACAAUGGUCCUAUGAUGAGCCACAAUGGGCCCAUGAUGAGUCAAAAUGGACCAAUGGGUAUGGUCGGCCCUAUGCACAAUAUGGGAGGACCACCAAUGAGACACAUGAGUCCCCUGCCACAUAAUAUGAGUCCUAUGAAUCAACAAAUGCCACCUAGAGGAGGAAUAAGUCCAAUGGGAAAUAUGAGUCCAAUGGGUCAUAUGGGUGGUAUGUCUCCAAUGGGAGGACCUAAUAUGGGUAUGAGUAAUCAUAACAUGGGGCCUGGAAUGGGACCCACAUCAAGAUCAAUGGGCAGUCCAAUGAGCCCUAUGAAUUCUAUGCCAAUGGGAUCACCUAUGUCUUCUGGCCCUAUGGGCAGUCCUAUGAAUAUGGGUUCAAUGGCUGGUAGCCAUAUGAGUAAUAGUCCAAUGGGGCCACCAAUGCAUAGUCCACUUGGGGCUGGAUCAAUGAAUGGUCCCAUGAAUGGGCCAAUGGGUGCUGGAGGUCCAGGGAUGAAUGUUCCUCGAAUGAAUGGGCCUAUGGGGCCGAGCUGUUCAAAUGGAUCUAUGGGUCCUACUAGUUCUAUUAUGUCUUCAAACCCAAUGCAAAGCGGUGGAAUGGGUCCUGGUCACUGUGGGCCAAUGAGACAUGGCAGUCCUAUGGGAUCAGCUAUGGGAAGUGGACCUAUGGGUGGCAAUGGACCCAUGACAUCUAUGGGCCCCGGCCCUCCAUAUGCAGGCGGUCAUAUGGGUCAUGGUGGUCCCAUGGGGAUGGGAGGAAAUAGUUCAAUGGGAAUGGGUCCUGGUCCAGGAAAUAUGGGUAAUUGUGGACCUUUAGCUGGUAUGAGCGGUAUGGCUAUGGGAGGUCCAGGUGGUCAAGGAGUAGGUCCAAUGGGUCAAGGCAUGGGAAUGUUUGGACCUAAACCAAUGCCUGUGAGUGCUGGUAAAGUUUACCCACCAGAUCAACCUAUGGUUUUCAAUCCUCAAAAUCCAAAUGCACCACCCAUAUAUCCUUGUGGAGUAUGCCACAAAGAGGUGCAUGAUAAUGAUCAAGCAAUCUUAUGUGAAUCUGGAUGUAACUUUUGGUUUCAUAGAGGAUGUACGGGCUUAACGGAACCAGCUUACCAGUUGCUUACAGCAGAAGUGUAUGCAGAGUGGGUGUGUGACAAAUGCCUGCAUUCUAAGAACAUACCACUUGUGAAAUUCAAGCCAUAGCGCUGUGCCGCCCCACCCUCCCCUUUGCUCCUGCCCUCUCACCUGAGUCAUAUCCCCCCCUGAAACUCAUCACAAAUAUUUAUUUAACUUCAUCAAAAUGGACACUUAGUGGAAUCGUAAUAUGAAUGUACUUGGGCAUCAAAUGGUUUGUCAGUAUAGUUUUACUAAGAAAGAUCUCAUGUUGGAUAGUUACAUAAAUUAAGGAAGUAUGUGUAUGGAUUAUGGAAUGUAAACUUUGAGUUGAAAAUUUAUAUCAGUGGCUUUUCAUUAUAUGCCUUUAUAUUUGGAACAAAACAGCAGAUGCAUGGAAAUAAUUAUGAAAUUGCAGACGGUCCUGUUAUGUCUAGUCUGUUAUGAUUGUCAUUUUUAUUUAUUUAUAAUAAUAUAGGAAUAUGAUGGAUGGUUGUAACGAAAUUAGUAUAAAUAUUCAUUGCACAUGUUCCUGCAUUAGGCAUAUCUGUUAAAGCAAUUCAAUGUGAUCCUUCAUUAGAAACAUGUAACCGCACGGUAUAGACACAAAACUCAAAGGUAUAAGCAAUAUGAAGGCUGCCCAAGGAGUUUUACAUGCCUACUGUGUGUCGCUUUAGUCUCUGUGCAUAUUGUAAAUAUCUCUUAGAUUAGGAAUAAACAAAAAAUCACUUUCCGCCUUAUAUAAUGGUGACCUAUUUGUGUACAGUCAAGGUUAAUUUUGAAUGUAGUACACACGGACUUAUGUGAGCCAUUUUUAACAAAUGGCGGACAUUUCGAAGUUUAAAGCCGUGGGAGUGUAAUAUUUUUUGCAAUGCAAUCGUAGUCCGGCACAAAAAAAAAUAACGGCGUUGAUUUUCGCCCUAGUUUUAUGUACUUAUUUUUCGGUGCCCUUAUUUGCAUGUAACAAUACGCGCAUUGUUUUUACGUACAUGUAAAUAUGAUGAAUCCAUACGCUUUGUUAAGGAUAAGAGUGUUAAAUGUGUUUGUCAAUUUUUUAACUUUUGGAGAUUUUUUAAUCAUAAACAUGUAAUAUAAGGUUUGUAAAUAAUUGCGUAGGAUUAAGUGAAUUGAGAUUACAUAUACAACGUCGACAUACUGGCUCCACAUAUUAGCGGUUGUGACUUGAUUUGUGUGGUGUAGCUUUCGGCUAGUUUAAUUUUUUUUUUAUCGAUCAAAACGUCAGACCUCAGGUCUGUCAUAAUCUUUAUUGAGUCAAGAUAAUUUAUAUAUAUAUAGAAAUGAAAAAGUCCGUCAAGUAUGUGACCAUCUCAGAAUAAUAUAAUUCAUAUAUAUAAACUGCUAUAAGUAUAUGAAGUCACUCCCAGUGAAAAUAAAAGAUACUCAAUAACUAAACCUUUUUGAAUAUAUAAGUUUAUAUUUCAUGUACUGUUAUUAUAUUCUGUGGUUCAGUCAGUGACUAUUAACCUGUAUUUCUUUUUGUUCCUAUUCAUACUUAAUGUUGUAUACUAAAGCUUCUGUCAUUCUUUUGUUCUUAGUCACAAAAAUCUGAACGCUUUUGCCACUAUUAUAGACUGCAGUCAUUACAAGAGCAUUAGUAUAAUUCUUAUAUAUGUAUUUAAUAAUUAUGUACUUAUUACAUAAGUGUAAUUGAAUUUUAAAAUCAAACUGGGCAUUAUAUUGAUAUUCAUUAUAAAAAAACAAUUUUGUUCCUUUUCAAGUGACUUCUAUUAUGUAAUAAUAGUUCAAAUUCAUCUUGAAGCAGCAUAAUUUUAUUACUUAUAUUAAUUAAAUAUUAGCGAUUUAUUAUUACUAGAAAAUUACAAAUCAUCAGUGUAGUUCUAACAGAGCGUAAUUUUUUACCAGUUUUCAUGUUCUCAUUUGAUUAGACGGUUAAAGCAGUGUGAAUCACCUGAACUAAUCGAAAAUCUCUACUUUAAAUGAAGUAUUUUAAGACUUAUAUUGAAAGUUAUUGUUAAAAAAAUUAAUGAAACAUAAAUAGACAUAUUAUUUAUUUAUUUUAUGCUUCCCUGUAAAGUAUCAACGUUACUAUAAAUACAAUUUUACUUACGCACUGUUAGAACUUCACUGACGAAAUAUUGGUUCAACGGUGGCGAAAAUUUAAUUCACAAUUUAUAUCAAAGUGACAAUUGUUAAUUGAAUAGAUUUUUUUUUACUUAAUUAACUAUUUAUUCUUUUUAAUUCGUAAUAUAAAAUUAGGGGUGAGUUACAUUAUUGUGUCGAUCAAAGUCGACUGUUUUCAUUUCAUGAGAUUAUUUUCUAUCAACAAAGAUAGAAACUCGGUGGUUUAAUACAAAAAGUCAGGGAUGGUCGUUUGACGAUUAGCCAUAGAUGGGAAUGAAUGCUUGUAAUUACUCUCUAAUUUUAGUUGACCAUAAAUUUUAUAAUAGUAUACUGCAAUUUGCAAUCAAUUUUGUUGGUAACAUAGGCCUUUUAGUAUAAUACUAUCUACUUGGUUUCUAUUAGUCUACUUAAAUUCAAGCCGACCUAUUAGGAAAUCUCAUUGCCUAGCAUCUAUGAUUGGGGACGACAAAACAGAACAUUUUAACCCUGCUUACGCGUGCACUGCUAAAAAAAAACCAUUUGCUGUGGUUCCACAAUUCCAGGGCACGUCCCUUAACAUCCCUAAGAGAUCCUUGGUAUUGAUAUCUCUAGUAACGUACAGUUUCACCACGUAGAAAGGUGAAGCUGGCAAUAAAAAAACUCGGUGUACUUAAUAGAGCGAAGCAAUACUUUACGCCGGAUCAACGACUAAUGUUCUAUAAAUCAAUUCACAAAUCCGGCCGCACGUGCAACAUUGCUGUCACUUAUGGGCGGGAGCACCUAUAUACCAGCUUAAACGAAUUGUCGAUGGUCCCAGGCUUCGAAGCGGUAUCGUACCCUUAAGUCUUAAGGGAGAUUUUGAAAUUAUUUAAUAUAAUCCCAACGUCCGCUUUCUACCAUCGUACAGCUUGCCAUUGACAGGGGGUUUGCCCCCAUAUUUUAAAACCUGGAUGGUCGCGUACAUCGCGAUUUUUAAAAUGUUUAUUUCUCUCACCAACGUGUUUGUGAUCCAUAACUUUAUAGAAUGAGCUCCAUGUCGAGGUUUUUCCAAAAUACUACAGCAUGGGGUUCUUCAAUAAAGAGGUAAAGAGGUUUUUUUAUAUUCGUCAACAUGCGUAAUGCCCCUGGUAAAUCUUAAACUUUUGAGGCCAUUCAAACAAGUACGCUCUAUAUUAUAUUUUUUAUUUUAAAAGUAAAAAAUAAUCAAUUUUUCCUACUUCUGAAAUUCAAAUUUACUAUAUAAUGCUAUUUUAACAUUAAAUAUAAUAUGCUAUAGUUUGCAUAUAUAGUUACUUUGAAAGUACAAACUGUAAUCAUAUUGGCAAACAUGUACAUAAUUUUUUCAUGUGAGGUACGCAGUAACAGUUUUACAUAUUACUCUGUCUACUUCGAAGGUUUCAUUUUUUACAGUUGUAAUCGUUUGUCGCGAACUCAAAUAUAUAGUUCAAGCUUUGCUUAUUUUUGGACUAGAGGGCGCUAUGCAAUAUAUCCCAUUUUAUUUAUUUAAAAAUUUCUAACUGUAUGUUAAAAAUUGAUUAAAUAAAUGUGCACCAUUGGACCGAUAACUGUCUUAACAAUUAUGAAUAUAAUUUGACAUUUUAUUUAUUAUAUGAUUUAGGCACAUUAAUUAUUACGCAAAAAAUUAAAAACAAGUAUCAACUGGUUAAAAUAACAAAACAAUUUUAUCGGUAUUUCUGUUUCACUGCCAUUCAUUAGGUAUGAAAUAAGCUAUUUAUCUAAUUAACUAAGUAUAAAAAUUCCUUCGCAAUAGAAACACUUUGUAAAUCUUAACACUUUGUUGUAAAAGGUCAUUUUCUAAAUUAAAACAUUUUCCAUGAUUUAAUAUACUUACCAGAUGAAUCGUCUUUCUUCUUUUCUUUAUAUCGUAUUAUUAUAUCUUUAUACUCGUAACUUAUACUUUUCCUUCAUUUCUAUGAAAUACCUAUAAUUUAGACAAUCCAUUAAUGAUUUAGCAUUAUAUGAGUGAGAAAAAAAUUUUCAAGCAAUCUGUUUCAAUUUGUACUGUCAUGAUUUUUUUUUAUUUAUUAAUAAAUAAUAAGAAGAAUCUUAAUUAUGAAUAUAGAAGCAAGCUAGUAUAAUGCGAUUUAUAAGGGCUUUCACAAGCGAGGGAUUUUUGUUGACAUUCUGCGGGGGAUAAAAAUUUCCAUAUUCGUAAGGGACUUGUACCUAUAGCUGAUGCGUUAUGCAACACAAUUCCUGCAUAUUCUGUUUUGAUCGACAGGGAAAAAUAAUACGUAUAUGUUAGUCCAUCGUUUGCGCGGGCCCUAUUUGUACAUGUAAUAUACUAGUUCUUGAAACAUUAAUUUGAAUUUUUAACUUUAUAGAAUCGACGGAUAAAAAUGAAAUGCCUAUUAGUUUUGUUUUUUUUUUUUUUUUGUAAAUAUAAUGUUAUAACUAUUUACGAAUAUUUGCCGGUUGUACAGUUACUUAUAAACUUAGUAUUUUAUCUAGAAUAUUCGGCCACGAAUGUAAUAUUAAUUUAAUGCCGCAAGAACAUCACAACGGGUUCAUGGAGACUGCUGCUAUUGUAUAUUGAUUUUCAUCUGUAAAUGUUACUUAUGUGUUACAUACAUUGUAUCUGCGACACAACUGUUGUGAAUGAUAACAAGUUGUAUUUAAGAAUAUUUUAUGAAGUCUAAUAGAACGACAUCAGUGGUCUUAUAAUUGUGCAUAGUUUAUUUUGUAUUAUGUGAAUAAUAACAAGCAAUAAUAAAAUUGUUAUUGAGAAA
This is a messenger RNA of Galleria mellonella (greater wax moth), 6622 nucleotides long. RefSeq names its product protein pygopus (gene pygo). The record is from RefSeq and is a predicted model, not a curated record. Lineage: Eukaryota; Metazoa; Arthropoda; Insecta; Lepidoptera; Pyralidae. Bases 417 to 1880 code for a protein of 487 amino acids. The transcript has 3 exons.